AUGGCAGCAAGACUGAACAGGGAACUUGCUAGAUAUGAGCUUGAAAGCUAUGCGGCUACAGAAACAUCGGAGGCACGGACUGGCACAAGACAGGUGAAUGCAGUUGAAAAAAUGUCACUGCUUCCAGAAAAGAGCUUUGAUGAUCUUGUAAUUGAUGUUGUGAAUGAACUGCACAGGAGAAAAGACAUGCCGCAUCUACCGCUUCAAAGUGCGAUGCAAAAGAAGUUGUAUAAGAUCAAGGAUGAGGGUUUUAGGAGUCUUGUUAUGGAUGUGUUAGCUGUAUUAUCACAGAAAUCAGUUGAAGAAGGCAGUCUGUCAGGUGAUGUUAAUGGACUAAUCGAUAAUAUUGAUAAAAUGAUAAUAUCUAUUAAAAAAGACAUGGAAAGCGAAGAGAGAUCGGUAGAGGAGAUAUGCUCUGAAGAUGACAUCAUUAAGAAAACAUACAUGUUUAUAUCACAUGUUAGAUGCAUUCUAAGCAAGAAUGGAGAAGAUACGUUUCUUGCAGAACACAUGAUGGAUCAGUUUAAGAUGUUUUCUGAUGACAGAUGUGCUGAUGGAUUGAAGAUGCUGUUAGACAUAGAUGUUUUUUUGAAAAAGUGCAAUGAUCUUGGGUACGAAAGGAAUGAAGAAUAUAAGUACCAUAGAGACAAUAUAGAACGGUUACUGCAUUCAAACUUAAAUUCAGGCAUGAAAAAAAAGAUGAUUGCAGAUGAGGCAGCAAAAAUAUAUUCAAUUGUUGCGAUGGAGAACACCCGAUUAAAAGAAGUUACAGAACGACACAUGAGAUCGAAGAUUAACGAAGUGGUUGAAGUUCUAUGCAGCAUUAGGAAAGAUGUACAGGAGGAAAAGGAUAUUGAUGUGAGUGCAUAUGCAGCAUGCAUGGUAAGAAUAUCAAAAGAGUUUAUGGCAUUGGCAGUAGAAAGCGAUUUUAUGGAUCAGGCAAAUGAGUUUGAGCAGCUAAACCAGAGUUUAGAAACGCUUGAAAACAUGUCUAAGGGUGAGUGCUAUGAUGAAGAACCAUUGCUUGUGAUGCUUUCGAUUGCCAAGCUUGUGAAGGUUAUUUUGGCACAAAGAUGCACAAACCAGAUGUCUGUGUAA
Molecule: messenger RNA, 1098 nt
Organism: Ordospora colligata OC4
Lineage: Eukaryota; Fungi; Microsporidia; Ordosporidae
Exons: 1
Coding region: 1-1098 (365 amino acids)
Source: RefSeq, a predicted model, not a curated record